AUGAGCGCACCGGUAGCAGAGGAAGCGAUUGAAGACCAAGAGGCUGUGCCAAGAGCACCUGAAGAUGUUGAAGGGGUGAAUGAAGAGGUACAGCCUCCAGAAGAAGAUGAUGGGAACGAAGCUCCUCGUGUGGAUGAAUCCAUGGUCCUUACAAGUCAAGAACGUGAAUGGGCUCGUGCCAUCAAAACGGCCAUCGAGAGCUGCCCUGAUCUGGACAAACUCUCUGAUUUUGAGUAUUGCCAAUUAGCAAUCGUUGAUAAGGGUGAUGUGGCAGCUUCUGUUGACAGAGCCACAUCCUUACAGGGAUUCCGGCAGGAAUAUGAUAUUCAAAAUACUCUGGAAGAUGCACUUGUGGCUUUGCGCAACCAUGUUCUUUUGAUGCCCCAAUCGAUCCUUUCUUUCUGCUACAGUGAGGCCAUUGGUGGAUAUACCCUUAUUGCAGAUAUGGGAUGCUGUGAUCUGCAGUUACUGAAAACAGAGAAAGGUUGGAAAACGCAUGUUGCAGGCCUCUACUAUAUGUUGCAUGCCAUGAGUCCCGACUUUCAAAGUAUUCGAACUGGGAUCACAUAUGUGUUAGAGGCUGCUGGAUUCAGUUUGGCCUCCAACAUGGACUUCAAAAUUACAAAGAAAGAGUGCACAGAAGUGUACAGUGUGUACCCUUAUACCAUCAACAAGUCAAUUACUUCCAGAGUCCAGGUUGGCUGCAUAUUCCCCCAUGGGCGUUUGAACCUCUUUUACAAUAUUCCUGAUGCACAAACUGCAAUGGAACGAUCAAUUAAGCGAAUGCAAGAGAGUGUUCGGAGGCGAUAUGCAAUGCAAGCUGUGUUUUUAAAAAACGGAUUGCAAUAAUGAUAUCUGAAAAAGAAUUAUUUUGGUGCACGUUGGGGGCGGAUUGGUGGCUACGGUAGCUAGAUUAGAGGAGAGUAUUUUAAUAUUUUAAAAGAUACGACAACACAGUUGAUGGCAGCUCAUUGUGGGAUGGCAGCUCGUUGACACUUUGUGGGU
Molecule: messenger RNA, 1005 nt
Organism: Seminavis robusta
Lineage: Eukaryota; Bacillariophyta; Bacillariophyceae; Naviculales; Naviculaceae
Source: the annotation of a GenBank genome assembly